This is a messenger RNA of Ziziphus jujuba (common jujube), 4484 nucleotides long. RefSeq lists its product as uncharacterized. The coding region runs from base 481 to 4002 and encodes 1173 amino acids. The transcript is spliced from 5 exons. Gene Ontology annotation, molecular function: phosphatidylinositol binding. The record is from RefSeq and is a predicted model, not a curated record. NCBI's taxonomy places the organism in Eukaryota, Viridiplantae, Streptophyta, Magnoliopsida, Rosales, Rhamnaceae.
UUCAAUGCGUGCGUAGGUAGGUAGGACCAGAAAGAUAAUGAUUUGUCUAAUCCAAGCAGCCAAACAAACAACAAUCCAGAAAAUUAGUGUUGCAGACCCAAAGCUUUAGGCAUCCUUGUCUCACAGCAAAAAAAUAAAAAUACCCACACAAAAUUACAAAGAAAAUAUUUUUCUGCCAUUUCUCACGCAAACACACACACAACAAGAACAAAUUUCUACCUUCUGUAUUUCUUAAGCUCCCGCUCUCUCUCUCUCGUCUUGCUUUUUCUUGACGAAAUUAAGCCCUCUUCUUUGUGAAACCUGUAGUUGAUCAGAUUUUCUUUAGCUUUGUUUUCGACGAUCUGUGUUUUUUUUUUUUUUUUUGGGGGUACGGAUCGUAUCGGGGACCGAAACCGGAGUUGUUGAUUGUUGAAUUUUGGUAAUCUCGCUCUCUCUUCCUGAAUUUUUUGUGUCGAAUUUUAUGAAUUUAUUGGUUCUCAGAUGAUCAAUGGAGAGGGGACUGAUAGGGUCGCCUCCGAAGCCACCUCCUCUCUCCUCGAUCGACACGAUUCGUUGGAUCACAAAUCGGACGAUGGCGAUGCGGCGUCAUCUCGGUACUCUUCGUUCGGAGAAUCGGAGUUCGAGCGGUACUGUAGCGCCAACUCGGUUAUGGGAACGCCGAGCAUGUGUAGUACAAUCACGGUUUAUAACGACUGUGGGGAAUCUGAAUUCGGGUCCAUGAAGAGUUUGGUGGGGUUUGGGGAUGAUAAUAGUGGUUUGGAGAACUUCAGUUUGGGAGGGAGGAUAGAAAGGAAUCGUGACGAAAUUAGAGUUUUGAGUGAUAAAAGAAUCGAAUUCGGUAAAGGAAGUAGUAGUAGUGGUAGUGGUAAUAUUCGUGAUGAAAAGAGUGUGAAUUUUGGUGGGUCUAGUGGGUUUGAAUUGUAUGGUAAUGAUGAGCUUGGUUUUUCAAGUGAGGUUAAUCAUGGAGAGCUCGGUGUAAAUGAAUUGUUUUCUUGGAAGGUUGACAGUGAGUUGUCUCAGAGAACUGGGGUCUCAGAGUUCAACGAUGAUGUUGGAGGCGAUAGCGGCGAAGAUGAUGAAGAAGGUUCUGUAGGAUCCAGAGGGCUUGAAGGUGCUGAAGUAGUAGGAAAUAGUAUUGUUGAACAAAAUUCUACUCAAGGGACUAAGAAUCCAGAUGGGUUUGGAAAUGGUUCCCAAUCUGGACCAACGGAGGAUAGGAAUUGCCUUGAUGGGUUGGAACCAGAAUCUGAGUUGCAAUGUGUUGUAAACGAGUUGGAGAGGGAAGAAGAUGGAACUUCAUCUAGAAAUGAGCAUUCAGAGGGUGAGGAUUCGGUGUACAACUAUGGUACAGAUAAUGAGGGUAAAAUUGGGUAUGAUUAUGGUAGGAAUGUAAGCUAUGGACGAGAAGCUAAAGCAAAGAAUGAAAAUCCAUUGCUUUAUAACUCAUCUGUAGCCUUUGGUUCAGAAGAUUGGGAUGAUUUUGAGCUAGAAACCGGAAAUGCUUUACUUUCAUCUUCUAAUAUGAGUGCUUUCAGGAACCAGAAAGGAAAAGCUGUUGAAACUGAAAGGCAGCUUUUAAGUUCUGCUCCUGUAACCUCAGUUGGGUUUCCAACUAGUUAUCAAAUUGAGCAAGUUAAAAAAUCGACAGAUUUGCCUAGGGCCAGUACUCAAGUUCAAGUUGAUUCUGAAUCAGCAGAAAUUGUAAACCAUACUGUUGGAGCAACUGGUUUUCCAAAUUCUGGUGAACCAGAGGAAGUGGAAAAUGUGAGGGACAUUGCUGUCGCCAGUUGGCAAGUACAAGCUACUGAUGAUUUGGUCGAGUUUACCAAAAGCUCUUUUACAACCCAAUCUGGUUAUUCAAAUGUUCAUGAACCAGAUCAAGCUGACAAAAGGGAAAUUCCUUUUAACAACAAUCAAGUUCAAGCUGUUGAUGAAUUGGUAGGCUGUCCUAAAAAUCGUUCUGUUGGCAAUGUUUUCAAAAUAGAGCAGGGUCCACUAGCAGAAACGUUUGCUGAAAAAAUAGGUACGAACAUCAUAGAUAAUGCCACGCCAAAAGCGCAUCAAAGUAUGAAUACUGAGGAGGUCAUUAAGGUUGAUGAUUAUCAAGCUUUGGAGAAUCGAGAGCUGGGCAAAUUAGAAGUAAAGUUGGACCCAUUUGCUGACAUAUCAAGUAACAGACUUAGCUCGCAAUCAACUAUGUCUCCUAGAAAUAUCGAAGAAAAAUUUAAUGACGACUGCAAGCCAAAGGCUAAACCAUCAGCUUUUGAAGAUAGUCCAGGGAAGAAGCCUCCUGUUUCAUCAGAUCACGCUAGAGGUCAUCCACAACCGGUUAAGACAGAAAAUUUUGAGCUAAAUGAAUUCUAUGAUGAGGUAGUUAAUGAAAUGGAAGAAAUUUUACUUGACUCCAGUGAGUCUCCUGGAGCAAGGUUCCCUCAGGGUAACAGGAUAUUACAGCCACAGCUAUCUGUACCAUUAAGAGAUGGUGGAUCCACUGCUUCUAUAUCGGGUGCUGAUGAUGCUUAUUCAUUUAUUCAGAACCCAGUGAGAAUUGAUGGGAUUGAGGUGGUAGGGGCAAGGCAGAAGAAGGGAGAUGUCUCAUUAAGUGAAAGGCUAGUUGGAGUGAAGGAAUACACUGUGUACAGAAUUAGAGUAUGGAGCGGCAAGGAUCAAUGGGAGAUUGAACGCCGAUACCGUGAUUUCUUUACUCUCUAUCGUCGGCUUAAAACGUUAUUUGCAGACCAUGGUUGGGAUCUUCCUUCUCCAUGGGCCUCUGUGGAAAAAGAAUCUAGAAAGAUUUUUGGGAAUGCAUCUCCUGAUGUUAUUGCUGAAAGGAGUCUUCUCAUUCAAGAGUGUCUACGCUCGAUUCUCCAUUCCAGAUUCUUUUCCACUUCACAGAGUGCAUUGAUAUGGUUUUUAUCUCCUCAAGAUUCAAUUCCCAGUUCACCUGUGACAUAUACAAUGGGGCCUCAGUCUAUUACUAGAGGAGGUGGAGAAAACAGUUCUCCUUUGGGGAAGACCAUAUCACUUAUCGUUGAAAUUCAACCGUACAAGUCGAUAAAGCAAAUGCUAGAAGCUCAACAUUAUACUUGUGCUGGAUGCCACAAGCAUUUUGAUGAUGGAAAGACUCUUAUACGAGACUUUGCACAGACAUUGGGAUGGGGAAAGCCUCGCUUUUGUGAAUACACGGGUCAAUUAUUUUGCUCAUCAUGCCAUACAAAUGAUACUGCAGUCUUACCAGCAAGAGUAUUGCACAGUUGGGAUUUUACUCAAUAUCCAGUAUCCCAGUUGGCUAAAUCAUAUCUGGAUUCCAUACACGAGCAGCCCAUGCUUUGUGUCAGUGCAGUAAAUCCAUUCCUUUUUUCGAAGGUCCCAGCAUUGCUUCAUGUUAUGGGUGUCAGGAAAAAAAUAGGAACCAUAGUUCCAUAUGUUCGGUGCCCAUUUCGAAGGUCUAUCAUCAAAGGACUUGGGUCUCGAAGAUAUCUUCUUGAAAGCAAUGAUUUUUUUGCACUUAGAGACCUCAUUGAUCUUUCAAAAGGGGCCUUUGCUGUGCUACCUGUGAUGGUGGAAACUGUCUUGAAGAAAAUCCUGGAGCAUAUAACUGAGCAAUGCCUCAUAUGCUGUGAUGUUGGAGUUGCAUGCGGUGCUCGACAAGAUUGCAAUGAUCCAUCUUCUCUCAUUUUUCCUUUCCAGCAGGAAGGUGAGGUUGAAAGGUGUCCCUCUUGUGGAUCGGUAUUCCACAAACUUUGCUUCAGCAAGCUUACAAACUGCCCUUGCGGGGCUUACCUCAGGAUCGAUGAGGCACUGAGGCUCACUAAGAAAGUAAGUCGUGGGACCAGUGGUGAGGUAUCUGGAGCUUUAGACUUUUUAGGACGAUCAGGCUCUGGGGUGAGUGUAGGAUUUCUCUCUAGAUUGUUUACUAAGACAAAGUCAGAGGAGCUAAGAGAGCAAAAAAAUGGUGAUAAUAUCAUCUUAAUGGGUUCUUUGCCAAGUACUUCAUUAUGACCACAUGUAUUUUGCAAUGUAGCAUAUGCUUUCUUUUUUUUCUUUUUUUUUUUUUUUUCUAUUUUUUUGUUUUUGUUUUGGCGUUUGAUUUUUGAAGCAUGGAAAUAUCUGUUGUACCUUUUGGUUUGUUAGUCAAAUAACUUUUACAGGCCAAACUCUGCUGUAGCCAAACCUUUUUGGUUGGUUGAAAUUUUGUAUUUCUGAUUUUUCCAUUGGCUGGUCAUUCUUUGUAACAUACAAUCACAAUAUAAGUUGUCCUCUCAGUUUGUAUUAAUAGAAUUCAAACUUUCUUUUGUAUCAAAUAAAAAUUCUGAGCAGAGCUGCUUCCAUGGCUUACUAGGUGGGAAACAGGGAGAAUUUUGUACUCCUUAGACACAAACACAUGUGGGUUUCAUGUGGACUACACUUGUGCUUGAAUCUUGGGAAUAUGUUACUCCCGUAGUAGUGGAAAGUUAUAAUAUAUUUUAUUAUUGUUAUUAUUA